Molecule: messenger RNA, 954 nt
Organism: Ophidiomyces ophidiicola
Lineage: Eukaryota; Fungi; Ascomycota; Eurotiomycetes; Onygenales; Onygenaceae
Exons: 1
Coding region: 1-954 (317 amino acids)
Source: RefSeq, a predicted model, not a curated record
AUGGCUGUACCAGGCCCCACCAUCCGCCGCCUUAUGAAAGAAGUUGAGGAACUCUCGGAGUCCUCGCCCUCGCCAUCGCCAUACUUCCACGCUCACCCCAUCUCAGACUCGAAUCUGUUUGACUGGCACUUUACACUCUUCGGUCCUCCUGCACCCUCUCCGUAUGCCAAUGGAAUCUACCACGGCCGCAUCGUCCUGUCCCCACAGUACCCGCUGCGCCCGCCGUCCUUCCGCUUUCUCACGCCGUCCGGCCGUUUCGAGGUGAACCGUGAGAUAUGCCUGAGCAUCAGUGGACAUCAUGACGAGACGUGGCAGCCGGCAUGGGGCAUUCGCACAGCGUUAACCGCCAUCCGAAGCUUUAUGGACGGGGAUGUGAAGGGCCAGGUCGGGGGCCUGGAGGCUAAGGAAGAAGUAAGAAGAGAUUGGGCACAAAGAAGCCGGCAGUGGAAGUGUGACGUCUGUCCUGGCCAAAAGACAAAUGAGGAGAUCUUGCAGGACUGGUGGGAAGUCUGCAAGGCUAAAGGAGUGGCGGUUGGAGAUCAAGAGGAUAAAGCUAUGGCAACGGAUACAACUCUCCCUGACGGCUUAGUAUUGAGUUACAGAGAUGAGCCUGGGAAAAAUCAGGGCUCUGGCAGCCAUCCGACUGCAGAUAACCAGUCUUCUGAUGUCCAGAAUGACACUCAGCCGCAAAGAGACCAAGCUGUAGAAUCUAUGGAGGAGCCAUCUAUAACGAUCCCAACGAUACCAACCCGCUCUUCUCCAGCUGCUACUUGUGAACCUCAAUAUAGGUCUCGACCGCCGCGACCACCUUCGAUAGCAAAUGCUGAUGCUGGGGACCGAUGGCUGGAUAGAGCAAUUUUCGGUAUUAUCAUUGCGCUCGUUCUGAUGAUACUAAGGAAGAUUUACUUCGCCGACUCUAUUGAUGAUACACCCCACACUGGAAGCUUACCCUAA